Molecule: messenger RNA, 792 nt
Organism: Centruroides sculpturatus (bark scorpion)
Lineage: Eukaryota; Metazoa; Arthropoda; Arachnida; Scorpiones; Buthidae
Exons: 5
Coding region: 261-755 (164 amino acids)
Source: RefSeq, a predicted model, not a curated record
UCAAAUUAAAAUAAAUUGGAAUCGAUUAUUAAUAGCGUAGGUUUGAUGAUAAAACGUGUCAAUAUCUUUAUUGAUCAGAAAUAUUAAAAAAAUGAAUUCCUGUCUUGUAAAAAUUAAUGUUAUUAUUUCCUUUUAGCGUGUGUAAUAUUUAAUUAUCUCGGUUAGAUACGGAAUAUGCUGUGAGUUCUACCUGUUAAAAUCAUAUAAAUACGCCGACAACAUAGAAAUUCUUAACAGAUUUAAUAAAGACAUCAACGAAUAUGAAGCUUACGUUGGAGUUAUUUAUAUUUGCUUUUGCUUUUUCUCCAAUUAUUUGUUGGCACGAUUCAACAAAUGUUAGACCUGCGGAUCCUUACAAAGCUCUUAUACAGUCCAAUGGACGAUACUGUGCCAUGAGCGAUGAUGAUAGGGAUGAUGUUAAUUUUUGCUUGUUGGAAAACAGAAAUUUUCUUUUGUUGGAAUUCUACAAAAACUGUAUUCAGCAACUGAAAUUCUUUCAAACUAUGGCAGAAAUCAACAAUUUCAUUUGUCAAUCCAGACAAACAGCGCCACGAGUAUAUGCAAAAUUUAUUAAAUGUUUUGCUCCAGCUAAAUAUAUUUUAAGUUUUGACGACCCGAAAUUGUAUCCUACUUUGAACAAAUGUUACAACCAAAUAGAAAAUCGUUCACAGAAAUCAAUAACAUUAGAUCAUCCACAUCAACAGAAAUCAAUAACAUUAGAUCAUCCACAUCAACAGAAAUUUGUAUUGAUCUAAAUUGUUCUUAAUGAUUGCUGUUUAAGUUAGAUUGCCA